Molecule: messenger RNA, 2639 nt
Organism: Pelobates fuscus (common spadefoot toad)
Lineage: Eukaryota; Metazoa; Chordata; Amphibia; Anura; Pelobatidae
Gene: ODAD3
Product: outer dynein arm docking complex subunit 3
Exons: 15
Coding region: 101-1783 (560 amino acids)
Biological process (GO): outer dynein arm assembly; cilium movement
Cellular component (GO): ciliary rootlet; ciliary tip; cilium
Source: RefSeq, a predicted model, not a curated record
GUAAUCAAAAGCUGUGGAAAGCAGCAGGGGCCAAGCUGAGAGGGCUGCAUUAUACAAAGCAAAAAUAAGACGAGAAAUACAUAUUUUAAAGCAGGAAAUCAUGCCGGCUACAGUGUCUCUUGAUUCUGUUAAACCUCCUAUACACGAGCAAAUAGCGGAACUGCAGAAGAAGAUACAGCUUCUUGACGGGGAUCAAAAGGCCUUCCAAGAGCAGUCGGGAUGGACCAUCCAGAAGAAUGGGGAGACUAUACAAUGGCUGCGCCAGGAGAAUAAAAAGUUACAUCGGAAGCUAGCUGACGUGCUUGCGGGUGACGAGAAGGUGAUCAAGGAGGCUUUCCAGAGCCGAGCCGUGGAGAAAGCAGCCAUGAGGGGCAAAAGUGGGCAGGCGGCCAUCCAGGUGAUGGACCAACAGUUGUGUGACAAGGUGAAACGUCUGAAUGCUCUGCAUCAUCAGACCGAGAAGAGGAGGAAACAUCUGGAAGAGCUGCAGAAGCUAUACAAGCAAAAUGAAUUGGUGGAACAGGGAAAAACUGGGAAGGAAGAGGAGGCCUUGGAGGAUGAACAGAAUGAAGCCACAGAACAGGAGGAAAUUCCUCACCAGUCCCUUCGAGUUCUGGAGAACCGUCUUGAGAAAGCCCAGUUGAAGUGGCAGGAAUCGGAACAUAUUCAUAAUGUCUACCAGAAGCUCAAAGACCAUCUGCAGGAGGAGAGUUUGACUUUUCAAUCCCAACUUGAUCUCCUGGAGGCCGAGAUUCUAAAGCAGAGACAGGAGCUAAAAGAGCUUCAGGCAAUGAACAAGGGCGCAGUGAUGGCACGGGACACAGCUCGGUCUGAACUUCUGCGUCAGGAGGAAGAGCUUCAUCGGGAACGACGGGAGAGAGAUCGCAUCCUUCAGGAAUACAAGAGGCAGGCGGAGGAGAGGCGCAUGCAUGCUGAACGGGCGGAGAGGAGGGCUCAACGGGUAAUUCUGCAAGGGGACGAUGCUCCAGUGGAGACUCAGUUGGCCUCAAAUGGGCAAGAGGAAGAGAAAGUCAUUCAUACUUAUCAGGAGGCCUUCCAGAGGAUUAAGGAUGCCACGGGGGUUACUGACACUCAGGAGGUAGUAAGCCGCUUCAUAGCGCAGGGGGAAACCCACAGGCACCUGGAACAGCUAAAGAGUGAAAAUGAAAAGACUCUAGUAAGGCUGAAAGAUGAGAAGGAGAGGCUGCAGGACGCCUUCCAGGAACUCAAAUACUCAGGAGAGGCCAAACUGUCCAGUGGACAACAAGUUUUAGACGAUCUCCAGAUGCACCUACAGAUGGAAGAGAAGAAACGUGACACAUCCAAGGAAGACCUAGAUAGAAUGUCUAAGAUCCUGAGCUCAGCAAAAGCAGGAGUGGAGCAUCUCGCAAACAAAGUGCAGCACAUUAAGGUGCCAAGAAGUCACUAUCCUGCUCCUGAUCUGUCACCGCUAUCAGAUGAGUAUGUUCUAGAUCUUUUGUCCAUCACUGAAGAAAAGCUGCAGAAAUUGUUGGAGGAGUUGGAUGGCCAGGAUCUUGGAGAAGUCGUAAAACAGAUGGAGGAAGAGGAGUUUCAAGCCAGCAUUGAGGGCAAGCUCCCCGCGUACAAUGUGCGCAUCUCUUUGCCAGCUCCAGCCAAGCAGGAUAUAUACGAUGAUGAAGACAGUGGUGAUGAUGAAGGGGAUGUUGUGACUCGAGCAGCAUUAAAGAGGCAGUCACAGCAAAUCGUAGAAUCAAAGACCAAACGGCGCACCCGGCCUAAGAAGAAACGAGGAAAGCAGUAAAGGAAAAGGAAAGCAGAUCCUAGAAACACAGUUUCCCUGACAUUCUGCUAUCAACGACCUCCAUCAUCAUAUCACUCGAUCUUAGCAAGUCCAAUCCUUCUCAGUCCUUUUCUAACAACGUAAUCCUGUUCUCGUUAUACACUUCUACCUCCAAUUCUCUUCUACAGGUCCUCUUUAUGGUGGUUUCAUUCUUGCAGAACACAUUGCUUUCCUACAAGACUUUGCCCAAAUAUCCAUUCUUUUAAAAAUGUCUUAAACAACUACUGUCCUACUAACUGUGUAACUCUUCUCUUCCUACCUAUCUACUACAUCUUGCCACAUUGUGUCCUCCUACGAAACGUGCAUGGUCUGCUGCCGUUAACCUUUCAUUGUCUAUGUAGACAGGUUUAUCAAGAUUCAGGCUGAAGACACGACCAUCUUUUUCCCCUUUGCAUAUCUUUCAUAUUUCCUUUUUCAUAAUUAUACUCCAUUUAAUUACAUUUUACACUCUCUUAACCCAUUGUGAUAAUCUGUUUUACAUUUGCCCAAAAUUAUUCGUCAGAAUUUACAGAUUUGUAGUAAAUAAUAUUUUAUUGAAGAAGACACAUCACAUUUCAAGAUUCAAGCAACAAUAUAAGGCAUUUACUUUUUACAUUAUUUUUUUUAACUGGGUCUAAUAUAAAGCGUAGUGGCCAAUACCAGCAUCUUCUGUAUUAGUAUAAUAGAGCCACCACCAAUUACACGCUGAAGUAGUUUUCUGCACAAAAUGUCUCAUGAGAAAUAUGAAAAUCCCAGUGUGUGCUUGCAGGAAUAGAAACAGUUAAAAAAUAUGGAAAAGUAUUUUAGAGAGACACGGAAAGAGAUAUAAGUGAGGCGA